AUGGCGACCUCUGUGCAAACACCCACGAACCCCGACCAGCAGGUCGACCUCUCCACCAUCCCCAUUUCCCCCGAGGGUGGUGAGAAGAGCGAGACCAAGGAGACCGACGCCGAGAAGCCCGUUACCGUCUUCCACGACAAGGAGAACUUCAACGUCAAGCACCCUCUGCAGAACAAAUGGACUCUCUGGUUCACCAAGCCCCCAGCGGCAAGGUCAGUUGGCCCUGCUGGAGACGGCCUAGAACCGUGUACUAACUCGACGCAGGGUGACAACUGGAACGACCUUCUGAAGGAGGUCAUUACCUUCAACUCUGUUGAGGAGUUCUGGGGCGUAUAUAACAAUAUCGCUCCCGUCUCCGAGCUGGCUCUCAAGUCCGACUACCAUCUUUUCAAGGCCGGCGUCCGCCCCGAAUGGGAGGAUGCUCAGAACAAGCACGGUGGCAAGUGGUCCUACCAGUUCAAGGAGAAGCGCAGCAUCCCCAUCGAUGACCUCUGGCUCCACGUCAUGUUGGCCGCUAUCGGCGAGACCCUCGAGGGCGAGGACGACGGAGAGGUCAUGGGCGUUGUUGUCAACGUGCGCAAGGCUUUCUUCCGUAUUGGUGUCUGGACCCGUACCAUCGGAAAGAGCAUUCCUGGCCGCGGUGAUGGUGACGUGGCCGGUGGCAAGGGCCGCUCUCAGGAUAAGGGUCGUGAGAUUCUCUUGAACAUCGGCAAGCGCUUCAAGGACAUCUUGAACCUCCCGCCCAACGAGGUCGUCGAGUUCUCCGGCCACACCGACAGCGCGCACAGCGGAAGCAGCCGCGCGAAGGCCAAGCACACCGUCUAA
Colletotrichum spaethianum is the source of this 825-nucleotide messenger RNA. RefSeq names its product eukaryotic translation initiation factor 4E-1. The transcript has 2 exons. Gene Ontology annotation, biological process: translational initiation. The coding region runs from base 1 to 825 and encodes 274 amino acids. Gene Ontology annotation, molecular function: translation initiation factor activity; RNA 7-methylguanosine cap binding. Lineage: Eukaryota; Fungi; Ascomycota; Sordariomycetes; Glomerellales; Glomerellaceae. Gene Ontology annotation, cellular component: cytoplasm; eukaryotic translation initiation factor 4F complex. The record is from RefSeq and is a predicted model, not a curated record.